AGAAGAGCAGAAGGAGCCGCAGAGAGCGCACAAAGCGCACAGUCUGUCGUCUUCACGCACAGCUGCGCGCUGUAGUCUCACACGAGGGAGCUCGAUGCCUGUGGCCAAUGCGAAGCACACGGUGUUGAAUCCGGUGAUCCCAUACACAGGGCCCAUACCUGCAGGCCUGCACCCCGGGGAGAUCAUCGUUAUCCAAGGCACUGUGCCCCCAGAUGCUGACCGGUUUCAGAUCGACCUGUCGAGCGGCUGCAGCACCAAGCCGCCCUCCGAUGUCGCCCUCCACUUCAGCGCCCGCUUCAAAGGCUCGCCGUGUGUGGUGUGCAACUCCCUGCUGCGGGAGAGCUGGGGCGAGGAGCAGACGCUGCAUCAGCUGCCGUACAAGUGCGGAGCCCCCUUCGAGACCAUCGUCCUGGUACACGAGGACGUGUUUAAGGUGGCAGUCAACGGGACUCACCUACUGACCUUCAAGCAUAGAAUCCCACUGAAUAGGGUCGACACAUUUUCUAUAUCUGGGAAUGUCCGGGUUCAUGCUGUUGGCUACAUCCCAAACUCUGCAAUAUAUUCAGAAUCAGGCGACUUGAGCCUCCCUUACAAAGGCAGUAUACUGAAAGGACUGAGCCCAGGACAGCACAUCACAAUCAAAGGACAGGUCAGCGUCUAUCCUCACAGCUUCACGAUAAACCUCUGCAACAGCAGGACGGAGAACAUCGCCCUGCACUUGAAUCCACGCAUGAAGUCGGGCGUCUUCACCAGGAACUCGUAUCUGAGCGAGUCCUGGGGUAAGGAGGAGCGGGAGCUGCCCUUCUUUCCCUUCUCGUCAGGGGAGUAUUUUGAGAUUCUCAUCCUGUGUCAGCCUCAUCAGUUCAAACUCGCCGUGAACGGCGCGCACUUGUUCGAGUUCCGGCACCGAGUGCAGGACCUGAGCAGCAUCAACCAGCUGGAGGUCAUGGGCGACGUGGAGCUCUCCGAUGUUAAACUGUGGUGACUCUGACACGGUCGUGUGUCUCAGCUUCAGCUGGUCCUUAAUUGGGGGCUCGAUGAUCACUUUUUUCCCAGCCCUGAUUUAGAAAACUUGAUGCAUGAGCGUUAGCUGUGCUGGGGAGCGUCAGGCCACGAUUACAGCUACAAGUUAGAAGUUAGGUUUGCCUUGGUUCAAUUCUUCUUCUUCUUCUUCUGUCUCCAGGUUCUCUCUGCUGUGAUAUGUGCGCUGUAUAAUUUAAACAAAAAAUGCAGUAUAUGUGUAUAUAUAUAUAUAUAUAUAUAUAUAUAU
Solea solea (common sole) is the source of this 1270-nucleotide messenger RNA. RefSeq names its product galectin 8b (gene lgals8b). Gene Ontology annotation, molecular function: carbohydrate binding. The record is from RefSeq and is a predicted model, not a curated record. NCBI's taxonomy places the organism in Eukaryota, Metazoa, Chordata, Actinopteri, Pleuronectiformes, Soleidae. Bases 95 to 985 code for a protein of 296 amino acids. The transcript has 8 exons.